Amphiprion ocellaris (clown anemonefish) is the source of this 7977-nucleotide messenger RNA. RefSeq names its product myocardin. The transcript is spliced from 16 exons. NCBI's taxonomy places the organism in Eukaryota, Metazoa, Chordata, Actinopteri, Pomacentridae. Gene Ontology annotation, biological process: smooth muscle cell differentiation. The record is from RefSeq and is a predicted model, not a curated record. The coding region runs from base 306 to 2657 and encodes 783 amino acids.
CUCACAGUUGGCAGCAGAGAUCCGGGGGAGAGAAAACGAGGCGGAGAGAACGAGUCGUGUUCUGUGGCGAGGCGACGAAGGAACCGCAGAUCUUCCUCUUCCCUCCAGGAACCGGCCGAGAACCCGGGAAAGAGAAGGAGGACAUGAAAAGAACAUGAAAGGAAGGAACCGUCAUUAAACGAAGUUCUCUCCCUCGCUCAGUUUAAUCUUAAAUCCACUCCAAUUUCCCCCCUGAGGGACUCAGUUCUCUCUUUUCCUCUGGAGAGAACCUCCGUUCAUUCCUCCAGGAACCCCGUCCUGCCGCCAUGACUCUGCUGGCCUCCGAGAGGUCGCUGCUCAUCCGGAACAAGUUCCGCUCAGUUCUGCAGCUGAGGAUCCAGAACCGGCGUCUGAGUGAAAUCAGUGCAGACUCAGGUGUGAAGUCCGGCUGUCCUCAGAAAUCAGAGAAGGAUCAGAGUGAAGCUCUGCGUCCUGUCGAUGACUCCCAGACGUCGCCCCCUGCUGGUUCUGCUUCUGAAGCAUCUCGAGAGAGGCCUCCAUGUGGGGCCCAGAGGCAGAAGAAGCCCCGGCAGGUGGUGGACCAGCAUCCUCCUGGAGCUGCAGAUCCUCAGCAGCAGCUCCAUGAACUCAGCCCUGCUUCCUUCCCUGAUGUCUUCGAAGAUGACAUCUCCUCCUCCUCCUCGCCCACCGAGCACCAAUCACAGGCUUUCCCCUCGCUGCCAGGACUCCCAGGCGACCAAUUACUGAGCUCGGCUGUGGCCCCGCCCCUCAACCUCAGCCCCACUCAGUCUGGUUUGGCGUUGCUCCCGGCAACUGAGGGCAUCAGACAGCCUCUGAGUGUGACACUGGGUGAGCCGAACGCCAUGGCGACACCUGGGAGACCGAACCAUGGGAUAUACCUGACCUGUCAGACCACACCCCUGCUGCCAAAGACAGCUCGGCCCUCCAGCCCCUCCUGCCCCUCGGCUUUAACCCCCUCCUUGACCUUCAACCAUCUGCCCCGUCCUCGGAAACCGCGGGACACCAAGCCCAAGAUGAGAAAGCUCAAGUAUCACCAGUACAUUCCUCCGGACCAGAGAGGAGGCUCUGGGACUGGAGGGGGAGGAGCCAAACAGAAGAGCCCUGCCCCCAGCCAGCCUCUGGACCCGGCCUAUUCCCACCUCCUGAAGCAGCAGCAGGUCAUCCUCCAGCUGCAGAUCCUCCAGAACCAGCAGCAGAAGCAGCAGCAGCAGCAACGAGUAGAACAACCACAACAACAACAACAACAACAACAAGUCACUGCUGCACCCAGUGGAGACCUCGGUGAUCCUGGUAAAUCUUCUGGAUCGACGCCACUGAACAUCCAACCCGUUCCCUCCACGACUCACCAAACCCCCGACAUGAACCCUGCAUCCAAACCAGAACUCCUCCCUGCAAACCUGGUCGACUUAACGGUGUCUGAGUUGCGUCAGCAGCUCCGUAAGCGAGGCCUCCCGGUCUCCGGUACCAAACCCGCCCUACUGCAGCGCCUCCGGCCCUUCCAGCUGCCCCCGGCCUGCCUCGCCCCCGCUCCCCUCUGCCAGCUGGGCGUCGGCCCGGAGCCCCUCGGCCAGAGCCCCGGCUCCAGCUCCAGCUCCGGCUCCGGCUCCGGACCCGACUCUCCCGACCAGCAGCUGUACGCGCCGCAGGACCGAGCGGUUCCUAAUGGGAUCCUCGGCGACGCCCCCCACAGGAUCCUGACCUCGGUGAGUCUGGCGGGGGAAGGCGGCGGCCUCGCCAACGCCGUCUUCCUGGCCCCGGCCUCCGGGGCCCCCAGCCCCAGCCUGCCCAUGUCGUCGUCGUCGCCCCUGCAGGGUCUGACUCCCUGGAGGUCAGAGGAGGACCAGCAGCAGCAGCAGGAGCUGAACGUGGAGCUGGAGAUGAGGGAGCGGAUCAGAACCAGGCACAGGGAGCGAUCCACCCAGCUGGGCAGCGAGCAGCCCUGCGGAGGAUCCCUGCAUCCGUUCCUGCAACAGGAUCCAGGAUGCUCCAGAGGAAAGCCGGAGCCGCCAGCCGAGGUGUUGCUAACGCAGGUGUUCUGCUGCCAGCCGUGCGACGUGAUUGGCCAUGACUUCGAGCUGCCGGUGCAGAUUACGGCGAGUCCAGCUCAGGCCUUACCUGGUGUUCGCAGCUUGGAGGAGGAACUACAGGAGGCGAUCCAGAAAGCACAGAUGGACCCUCGACAGUCCAUCGAUGACAUUCUGGAUGAACCGAUCGCUUGUGUUGGUUCUGUGAGGGUCUCUGAUCAGAAAUCCUCCUCAGACCUUCCUCCUCCUCCUCCUCCUCCUCCUCCUCCAGCCGACCAGAACCAGAACCGAGACGAGACCUUCCUCCCGUCGCCGCUCUGCUCCUCGCUGCUCCUGGAGCUUCCUCCUUCUCCGGCCAUCAUCAACCCCAGCCAGGUCCUCCCGGCUCCUCCUCCUCCUCCCAUCUGCUCCUCCCCACCGCCGCCAUCCGUCGGGAAGUCCAGGAAGCGCUGUGCCCCGACGCCGUUCGACGCUGCCGAUUGGCUGGAGACGCUGACCUCCGGGCUCCGUCCCCUGACUCCACCUAUGGCCCCGUUCGUGGAGCCCGACUUCAGCCUGGACUCAGACCUGAACGUGAACCGGGUCCUGGAUCUGAUGAUAGAGCAAUGGUGAGGAAGUUCUGGUUCCUGUACUGGAGCUGAUGGUCAUGAACUGGAAGAAUCCAACCGAGGGCACAAGAGAGAAUCUAGAACGCUGAUUGGCUGCCAGUGUCACCGUGGUAACAGGACAGGACAUAACCCAACACUGUACCAAAAGUCAAACUAUUUUCUCCCCUUUUAGACCAGAUUAUCUCCUCCUCCAGGAUUCAGUUUCUGAAUUUAUUUCACCCACAAAAUAGUUUAAAUCACUUAAAUGCAAAACAAAGUCACAGAAACUUUAAAAACUUUUCAAACUGACUCAGUUUUCUUUGACAAUAAUCUGAUGUUUAGAUCUUAAAAUCUCAGAAGCUUUCAAGGACAAUUUCAAGACUAUCAGGAUUCCAGAAAAAUAUAAAAAUAUAAAAGAUAUAUUAUGGAUUAUGGUACUUUGGUGUCAGUUUUCCACAUCCAAAAGUUAUUUACAGUUUAAAAGACAUUUUGAUGGCCUCGAGACAAAAUAUUCUGCUUACGAAGACCAGUAUUUUAAAAAAAGCUAAGUAUUCGGUCAAUUUAAAGGGAUUUUCUUUUCAUAAUGUAUGCAGCUACAGAAAAAGAAAUAAAAAAAAUCUACAAAUUUACUGAGAAAAUGCAGAUUUUGCACAAAAAAACAAAUCCGUUUCAGUUUUUGGUUAAAUUUAUACGCUGACGACACAACUUUAUCCAUUACAACACACAGUAUAGAUCAGGCAAAAAAUGCCUUUUUUCAGUACAAGAUCUGCAUUAUAUCAUUAAAUUCAGAACAGAUUUUCAUUUUCUUAAGUUGUGAAGUAGCAACACAGACUAUCGCCCUGAUGUGAUUAAUCAGUAAUAUUGCUCACAAAAAGGGCCAAAAACUAAUCUAUUUCUGUUUUUUUGUUGUCUUUCCCACCCAUUUAGGGUUAAUUAUCUAUGUUGGAGUUGUAUUUUAUUGUUUAAACUCAACGCAAACGGAUAUAUUCUGGCUUGUUUUUUAUCCUGGGGUAUUUUUCUUGCCUAUUAUUUGGGCCUUUUUUUUUUAUCUCCAUUGAGCAGAUUAAACACUCAGGCCCACCAAACAGUCAAGGAUACCCGUUUCAGUUUUUGGUGUUAUGUAUGUGCUGACGACACAACUUUAUCCAUUGCAAUACACAGUAUAAAUCAGGCAAAAAAUUCAGUACACGCUCUGCAUUUUCUCAUUAAACUGUUCAUAGAUUUUCAUUUUCUUACAUUGUGAAGUAGCAACACAGAUAACAGUAAUGCUGUUGCGAUUUAUUGUAAUAUAUAUCAUGAAAAACUCCAAAAAAGACACCUGCUCCUUCAUGCUGAUCUUCUUUGCUGCAGGAGCAUCAUAUUGUUUAAUCCUAUUCCUAAUAAACCCUUAUUUAUCUGGAUUAGUGUGUAUAAACCAGCCUGGGGUAUAUUUUUGCAUAUACCUGGGUACAGUUUUGGGGGUUUGACACACCGAAUAUUCAAGGAUACAGGGUUAAAUUUUUAUUUUUAUUUAUAUUCAGUUCAAUUUCAAUUCAGUUCAGUUUUAUUUAUAUAGUGCAGACAGCUUUAUAUGUUACAACUCAGUUUAAAAUCACAAAUAUAAUUAUUCAUACAAAAUCUACAUUAUCUCAGUAAAUUGUAAGCAGAUUUUCAAUAUUUUUUUACCCUAUAAUCAUGCUAACUAGCAACCCAGACUAUAGCGUCGCAUUACCAAUAGCCUUGAUGUGAUUAACCACUAAUACUGCUUUAAAAAGGUGGCAACAAAACCAAAAAGAAAUCUGUUGCUGUUUUUAGUGCAAGGAGGUUUAAUCUGGAUUAAUGAGCAUAAACCAGCCCAUUGUGUUUCAUAUUUCUGCAUAUACCUGGAUGCAGUUUUGGAGGUUUUACACACCAAAUAUUCAAGGAUACUAAUAAUACUAUAAUAUGCUGAUGACAUUCCUUUAUACGUUACAAUUCACAGUUUAAAAUCACUUAAAUAUGUACUUAUUCAUGCAAAAUCUAGAUUGUCUCAGUAAAUUGAAACUAGAUUUUCAAUAUUUUUACCCCAUAAUUAUGCUACCUAGCCACACGGACUAUAGUGUUGUAUUAAAAUAGCCCUGAUGUGAUUAACCACUAAUACUGCUUUUAAAAAGUGGCACCAAAAAGAAAUCUAUUAUUUAUAUUCAAUUCAAUGUCAACUCAAUUCAGUUUUGUUUCUAUAGUGCAGAUUUACAACAUGUACCCUCACCAUUAUUUCUAUGCUGAUGACACCGCUUUAUGUGUUACAAUUCACAGUUUAAAAUCACUUAAAUAUACUUUUAUUCAUAUGAGGAGGUAUAAUCUGGAUUAGUGGGUAUAAACCAGCCCACUGUUUCAUAUUUUUGCACAUAUCUGGGUACAGUUUUAGGGGUUCACCUGUCCCGUUCCACCUGUUGUUCGUGCUCCACGCAACGUCGAGAGCCGGAUUCGCUGCAGCAAUCGGAUUAAACCCACUCGGACCUCUGCGGUGUUUAAAAGCGCUCGCCCUCGGCCAGAAAAUGGCAAACAAGCGGCUCAUCUGUGUGUCGACUCGCUCGGCGGCUCGGUGUUUGCGGUGCAAAACAAAAAGGAAGCCUGCUUAAUUUAAACGUGCUUCCGGGCCGGCGCCGCCACAAUGUUGUUCCUGACUUAUCUCCAAAAGCCAGUGUGGGCCCAGCAGAGCGAGGCCUCCGGUGUUGACUCAGCCGCCGAGUCGCAGCCACUCAUAAAGCCAGACAGGGCACACAGCUUGAGAGGGGCUCCGGCCUUAACCCCGCUGCCAGAGAGUGUUUGUACGAGUCAACACACCAAAGCUUCCCUGUAUAUUUAUCAGCGCUGAAGCCAAAUGCACUUGUAGUUAUUUGUUAGCUGACAGUGAAGACACAGGACGAGGCUUCGCUGUUUGCCGUCCCACGUUUUAAUGGUCGCCCGGCUGCCAGCGGGCGCUAACUGGGCCGUUAGCUGCCCUCGCCGUAAUCACCGGAACAACCCCAUUACCGUUGUUCGAGCCGCCGUUCUCCAGGAGAGCAAUCAGGCAGCCGAGGCCCUGAACGGAGGCGCCAAUCAGCCGGGGGAGAGUUUCCUCGUCGCUCCGCACAAACAGGUGGUCAUUUUGUUCCCUGAUUAACCCCCAGCAGCGCCCCGGCCUCGCCGAGCCACCGGCCAAGCCAGAUUUAGCACGAUUUAUAACCCGACACUGAGGACACACCUGUUCACUUUGUGCAAAUUAAUUCCACAAAUGUGUCGCCGGACGCUGUUAGACCUCCAGGACACGAAAAGAAAAACGCAUGCUGAGAGAAAAACGAUCAGGUGAUGCAGCUUUGAUAUUCAGAACAUAUUAGUUUAAAUGUGGGUGCAGGUUUUCCACAUCCAAAAUGUAGUAGCUCCUCAAAAAAGACGUAAUAUUAGUAAAAAAAAAAAAAACCCACAGUUUUAAUCAUGUAAAUGAAAACUAAUGAGGUGCAGACUGCAAGAAUCACAAGCCAAACAAAACGUAUCACUGUCUUUAUUUUAUUACCUUUCAUCUGUGUAACUCUGGAACCUUUUUGUAAAGCUUCUACCUCCAAAAUUUAUUCACCCUUCAAAAUAAAAGUCACACAUACACUGGAAGAAAAACUCGUGUUGGGAGAAAAACAAUCUGGUGAUGCAACUUUUAUAUUCAAAAAAUUUUAGUCCAGUUGUUGGUGCAGGUUUUCCACAUCCAAAAUGUAAUAGCCCCUCAAAAAAGCUAUAAAAUUUGUAAAAAAAAAAAAACAAAAAACAAAGCCACAGUUUUAAUCAUAUAAAUGCAAACUAAAGUAGAUCUUAUCUUAAUGAGGUGCAACGAACGAUCAGGUGAAGCUGCUUUUAUAUUUGAACAGAAAUCAGUUUAUUAUUUCAGUGAGCUAUCCCACUUACUUUCAGAAUUCAGACUAAAAUGACACAUUUUUCAUUAAUCUGCAGGUUUUCCAUGUCCAAAACUGAGUAGCCCUUCAAAAACAGUCAGAAAAUUGCUCAAAAUAAUCUGAUUUAAUCAUUAAAAUGCAAACUAAUGAGGUGCAAAGAAUCAUUUUUUGGGUACAAAAUUUGCAAAAUCUUAUAUACGGCAGAUUAAAUCCCACAGACACACCAAAUAUAGAAAAGUACACGAUUAAGAUUUUUGGUUCUAUAUUAUACACUGACGACACAGCUUUAUCCAUUAAAACGCACAUUUUAAUCAUGCAGAAAGUGACUUUUUUCAGCACAAAAUCUAGAUUAUCUCAUGAAAUCGUGGAGAGAUUUUCACAGCUCUUAACAUGAAUUCAAUACUCUGGUUACUUUGCACCACAAAAAUAUGAACCUUUUUAAAAAAAAUUGUCAAACUGCUUUGUUACUCUGAUCAUAACCUGACAUUUAGGUCUCAGACUGAACAAAUUCACUAAAUUAAAACAUGAUUCACACUCUAAUUACUCCACACAAACUGUCGCCAAACUUUGGUGCUUUAUUGUGAAAUUUCCACCUCGAAAAUGAAUUCUUCAAAAUAAAAUUCACAGAUACACUGGAAGAAAAACUCGUCUUGGGAGAAAAUGCACAAAGAGGACGAUCAGGUGAUGCUGCUUUUAUAUUCCAGCAGAAAUCAGUUUAUUAUUUGUUUUCCAUUUACAUUAAUGAAAAAUACCUGACAGCCUCCAUUAACCUGCUGCUACAUCACAUCAAAUUAAACUUUAAUUGGCUGUGUGUCCUAAUCAGUCAUCGUGCAGAGCUCUGAUUGGCUCAUCUUUGUUGUUUUAAUAGUUAUAAAAACAUCCGUCUUCUCGGUAUUGUGUAAAAUAAAGUGCUGAGUGCAAUAAGAUUCGUGUUUCGGGCACAGAAACCUGAUGCAGUUUUUAAUGUCGGUGUUGUUUCUAUGCUGCUGCUGCUUCUGAGAUGAUCACUUCCUGUCCAGCUUUCACUGCACAGACAAUGACAAAUGCAGCAGAAUGUGGAUGGACGUCUAUGAUAAUCAUAGCGAUCAAUAAACCGCCUGCCGCUGCAUGAAAAAAAAACAAAAAGAAGAGAGGAUUGAUAGGCAGGAGAGUAAGAUGCUACCUCCUGUGACUUCCACCGCUUCAGGCUGACUCCAGUGUUUUCCUUGUUUCUUAUUUAAUUUCCAAACGCUGGUUUCCUGAAACGCUCCUGAGACGUUUCACCGCUUUAAUCGAGUUUUAAUUCUAAGCUGCGAAACUGGAAGCACCAGUGGAGUGUUUCAGGAAACUGUUGGCCACCUGCUGCUAAAUAAAAACAACAAACGCCUUAUUCUGAAAAUGUGAGACAAAAUAAAACGUGUUUGCUUUAUUUAUUAUGUCACUUAUUUAAAAGCAUUGAGAAAAUUAAAGUCUUAAUAGAUUUUC